ACCCUAUCAAUUAGCUAGAAUUAGGAAGUGAGAAGCUCAGUUAAAAAAAAGGAAGUGAGAAGCUAAAGAAGAAGAUGACAACUCUCUUAUUUGAGAGUACCCAUACUUCCAAGAAGAGUGAGAUUUGAUUUUUGAAUCCCAGAGUUUGAGGCCAUUCUUGAAAGUCUUGACAACCAGUUGGUGGUCUGUCACUGUUUCGGCUCUAAUUUGGUGCAGAUUGUGAUUGUUUGCUUGUUGAAACAGUCAGCUUUGGGAGAGUCCCAGAAGCCAUUGAAGAAGCUUUGGAUGUCUUUGAAUCCCAAAAAACUUUGAGAAAUCUCCUGAAUUCUACUGAAAUCUAUCCCGGUAUAAAAGCUCUGAAGAAUGGUUGAAGACGACGGGAAGAGGAAGACGGUGAUGACCGCCGAUGAUGACGUGUCAGCAGAGGAGUGGCUGUCGCGGGCCCGGCAGCUCCUCCCGGAAGCUCUAGGAAGGGCCAGAGAGGUCCGGGGAUUCCCCGGCCGGUGGAAGAUGAUCGUGACGAAACUUGAACAGGUUUCUCCGACGUUGUCCGACCUCUCCACGCACCCCUGCUUCUCCAAGAAUGUCCUGUUCAAAGAACAGCUCCGGUCGGUUUUCCGGUCACUGUCGGAAUCAAUUGAGUUGUCAGAGGUCUGCUGCGGGGAGAGGUACGACGGGAAGCUCCGUAUGCAGAGCGAUUUGGAUUUUCUCGCCGGGAAACUUGAUUUGAACCUGCGGGAUUGCCGGAUUCUGAUCAAGACCGGCGUCAUAGGCGAGGAAUUUCUCGCCCGGCUUCAGAUCGGCCACCUGGAGGAUAAACACAAAGCUCUUGAUUGCCUUCUGGAAGCCAUGGAAGAGGACGAGAAGAAGGUUCUAGAGGCUCUUGGUCGGAACAGCGUCACGGCCCUGGUCCAGCUCCUCACCGCCGCCACUUCUCCGAGGAUUAGAGAGAAAGCAGUCACCGUCGUUUGCUCGCUUGCGGCGGCGGGGAGAUUCGAUAAGUGGAUGGUGGAAGAAGGCGUUCUUCCUCCGCUCAUACGGCUGGUUGAAUCCGGGACAGAUUUGGGUAAAGAGAAAUCCGCCCUGUCUCUUCAGAGGCUUUCGAGCUCGGUACUGACUGCCCGGGCGAUCGUCGGGCACGGCGGAGUUAGGCUCCUGGCGGAGGUUUGUGCGGCGGCGGGGGAUUCAGUCACUCAGUCGGCCGCCGCUUGUACCUUGAAAAACAUCUCGGUUGUGCCGGAGGUUCUGCAGGUUCUCGUCGAGGAGGGCGCGAUCAAACUCAUGAUCGACCUCCUCGACUUCGCCCCGCUGGUCGGAACGAAGAACCACGCCGCCGAGUGCUUGCAGAAUCUCACCGCCGGAAACGACGACAUCAAGAGACGCGUCGUCUCUGAUGGUGGGGUUCGGAGUCUUCUGGCUUUCCUAGACAGCCAUGGCACGCCCAGGGAAUCCACGGUCUUGGCCGUCAGGAACUUGGUCAGGUGGGCCCCGACCGACGAGUUGGUUUCCCUCGGCAUCCUUCCGAAGCUAGCACGGGUGCUUCGGUCGGGCCCGCCCGGGGCCCAACAAGCCGCUGCGUCGUCGAUAUGCAAGCUCUGCACAUCGGGCGACGCGAUGAAGCUGGCGGUCAGCGAAGCGGGAUGCGUCCCGCUUCUCGUCGGGAUGCUGGGGGCGAAAACAAACGGGGCGAGGGAGGUGGCCGCGGAGGCGGCAAGCGCCUUGAUGCGGGUCCCACAGAUACGCCGGGAGGUGAAGCGGGACGCGAGGAGCGUGCCGAAUUUGGUGGCGAAUUUGGACCCGAACCCACAGAACGCGGCCAAGAAGUACGCGGUGUCGUGCCUCGUGAUCUUGUCGACCAGCAAGCGGUGCAGGCGGUUGAUGGUGGCGCACGGGGCAAUCGGCUACCUGAAAAAGCUCUCGGAAAUGGAGGUCCCCGGAGCUAAGAAGUUGCUCGAGCGUUUGGAAAGAGGGAGGUUGAUGAGAAGCUUGUUUGGAAGACAUUAAUUUCUUUCUUUUUUCCGGCAAGCGAAACAUUAUUGAAAAGUGCUUUCAGUAUCUUUCUGAAACAAACAUUAUAAAAAAGGAACAUUUUA
Molecule: messenger RNA, 2093 nt
Organism: Cuscuta campestris
Lineage: Eukaryota; Viridiplantae; Streptophyta; Magnoliopsida; Solanales; Convolvulaceae
Source: the annotation of a GenBank genome assembly